Messenger RNA from Toxorhynchites rutilus septentrionalis, 1799 nucleotides. RefSeq lists its product as uncharacterized. The coding region runs from base 967 to 1593 and encodes 208 amino acids. NCBI's taxonomy places the organism in Eukaryota, Metazoa, Arthropoda, Insecta, Diptera, Culicidae. The record is from RefSeq and is a predicted model, not a curated record. The transcript is spliced from 3 exons.
GCCAGCAGAACUCCACCGCCAGAGCUCUUGUUGCUAUUAGUAGGUGCCCGAUCUUGACGGAAAACGGCGUAAUUACUGAAGAGCUGACUUAACACAGUGUUAUCGUUGAGCCAAGUUUCCGUCAACGAGUAGAUGUCAUAGCAACCGUCACUGCAUGCAAUCGCGUACAUCGCUAACGAGGUGUUGACUCCGCCAAGGUUUUGAUAGUACACGAGAAGGUCAGAUGAAUUGUAGACAUUGGCAACGUCGAGAAUAGAAGCUUUUCGAAUAAUCUGCAUAUAUUUAAAUAUUUCUAAAGUCUAAAGUCUAAUAAAAUAACUACAGAAAUAUAUUAUGGAUAAAAAAGCAUUUUCUCCUACGUUUCCACGUUGGCCGGAACAUUGUUUGUAGAGGGUUGUAUUAACUUUAUAGUUAGGGAAGGGAAUGGAGAACGCACAAGUGAAUUCAGGGAAAUGAAGCGGGCAAAAUAAUAGCCGUAAUAGCCGUAAUAGCAAUAAUAACUUCUAAGGAAGACAUAUAACAUAAUAACAUAAUAUUAAGAUCGCAGCUACUUAAGCUAUCACGAUCUGACAUAUUUGUUUCCAGUUCCGACACUCGCAAAGUACACUACCGAUACGCAGGAACUGGCGAGGAUCCAACGGAAUAUUCUGUGUUUUAAUAAUAUCCGUACUAUUCUUGUAAUAACGAGAAAAAUCAGAUAUGGGGUACCAAGAAAAUAAGUCACGGAGUCCUCGCUAAACACCCAUGUCAAGAACCCCCGAGUAUGUUCUGGGAAUCCUAAGAGAUGGCACGAAAUCGGAAUUGAUAACACAAUCAUCUAACACGGUGAGAGCAGAAUAUCUCCCAAGAAUACUAUUUCUGCACAGCUAUUAGUGUCGAACAUGCUCUCUCUCGCAAGAUAACAAUCACUCUGGCACAAUUAGUGAUAAAAGAAAUCCCCCCUGCGUCUCGAAUGAUUGAUAUAAAAUGAAUUCAACUCAUACAGCCAGUAUCAUUUACCAUCACGGAGACAGUCCAACCAUGCAUUCAGCAGUAGCCAUCGUGUUGUUCUUGGCAGUGGUUCAGGUUCGAACGGAUCCUCCAACGGGCUGCGUCUACAUCGAAAACGUUGCCUACCGGCGAUUCCUGUUUCCCGGUAACUAUCACAAUCUCUACAACCGGAAUGUCAACUACGAUAACUGGGAACGACUGUCGAAAAGCAGCAAAAACUGGAGUUUGGAAAGCUUCGAGAAAGCUUUCCUAAUUCACUCGACGGAAAUAGAACUCGCGCCAAUGUAUCUCUAUGCACAGAAAAGCUUGCAGCUUGAUAAGGAUAGGGGUCAGGUGUUCACCUCGGCCAUGUUCUACAACCCGCGGUCGUUGCAGUGGAAGAUUGACAAACUGCGAAACGGGUAUUACACGAUUAGAAACGAGGAAUCGAAAGAGUACCUGUAUGCGGCGGAAAGGAAGUACGAUGUUAGCUACGGAUGUCAGCAGGACGGCAACAAUCAAAGCGCCAUCUACUGCUGGACCAUUGGGACGGUUUGCACGUGGAAGGGAAAAACCUCACCCGAGCUGGGAUUCGAAUUUCAAUGGGCCAUUACCAGUUGCUGACCUACAUAUAUAUGCUCAUUCUAGUGUCCAUCCGCAUUCGUGCGUUAUCCGGCAAUGAUCAUUCAUCAUACGAUAAUUAAAUCCGGCUAUAAUUAUUUUAUUAUUAGAAAUGCGAAACCACUCCUAUAUUAAUUUUCUGCAGGAAAUCAUUAUUUAUGAAAUAAAAAAGAUGAAUAAAACCCACACAUAUACACACACGGACACAC